Glarea lozoyensis ATCC 20868 is the source of this 1944-nucleotide messenger RNA. RefSeq lists its product as uncharacterized. Lineage: Eukaryota; Fungi; Ascomycota; Leotiomycetes; Helotiales; Helotiaceae. Bases 1 to 1944 code for a protein of 647 amino acids. The transcript has a single exon. The record is from RefSeq and is a predicted model, not a curated record.
AUGCAGUCUUCUACUCUUGGCGAUACCUACGCUGCAUACAAAGCGAGCACGACGGAAUUUACGACGUGGUUGACAGGCGAGGCAAAAGCCAGAGGCUAUAGAUCGCCGAACAUAACAUCUCAAACCACUACAAUCUCAUGUGUCGAGCUUCUCAAGCGAGUCGAUUUCAUAGUCUGCGACUCAUCGGCGAAACUUUCUGUGCCGAUUUCGAUACAGAAUGUCCUCCAGCUUGCGAUAAGAGCUCGACGAAAAUGCAGUGCCUGGUUUGAGGCUAUGUCAGACAUGGCAACUGAAGUUUCGGAAGCUGAGAAGCAAGAGACUACAAGAGAUGGACACCUUCAUUUUAUCGAAGUUCUAGAGAAAGCAUUAGAACACUUAACGCCAUUCUUCGGAGAGCCCCCCAAGCGAAAACGAACCAAAGCCAAAAAGGAAGCAAAGCAGUUAAGUUCGACCACGAGUUCAGGAUGUGACACAGGAACGCUCUCGAAUCGUUUCGACAUAUUGGAGAUUGAGGUCCCACAAGAUGAUUGCAAUUCAGGAACACUGCCGUCGAGACAAGAUACAAGAGUCCCUAGAGACGGUCACUCAAAAGCUGAAUUGAAAGUUGAUCUGGAAGUCAACAAGGAAGACGAUGUCAAGUUCGUUGUCUUUUGCUUUUUCGAAGAUCUCCGUGAACUCCGAGAAUUCAUACAAGCGACAUGGAAAGACGCUAUGACGAACGGGCCCGACAUUUCCACUGCCUCAUUAAUAACCAAUGUUGCACUUGAUCAUGUUUCCAAGAGCGAGGAGAACAUUACCUCUCUAGUAGCAAAUGACGCUGAAUGCUUGGGUAACUAUUGGCAAGUCUUUCGCCACAUAGCUCCCAAAGAACAUUAUUCAUCGCCCGAAAACAGGGUAGGGAAUUGCGCGAAGGUUAGUAUGAGAGACACAAUUUACCUCUGCAUAUACCAUGCGCUUCGGAACUAUAUUUUGCAAUCCAGAGAAACACAGCCACGCCGGAUUGUUCCUUGGGUCAAACCCCUUGGAAUGGAAUUUCUAAAGUCUAUCGAUGACUUUGAGACCCUAGACGUAGAAAGCGAGGAGUGGUUGAUCAAAAUGUUACAUGAUCUUUGGCUUGACAGAUAUUACGAUAGCGCUGAGGAGGAAAUGACCCAUAUCAGACAGGCUGGUUGGUUUCAUAAGUCACGGCCCACUUUCUCCACUUAUCGUAUUGUGCAGAUUGAAGAUAGCAUCACACGCGCACUAAAGCUAGCCCUAGGCACAGGUUCGAUCGCUGUUACAUCUGUUUUUGCAGCACGAAUCAUGCUUGACAUUCACAAAAUCGUGGGAAAUGGUGCCAUCAAGCUUGACGAGAAUUUGCGCCAUCAGGCUGCAACCUUUCCCCGUAACCUUCAAGUGGUUUGCAAAACAGAACAUGAUUCGAUGGCUCCAGUCGCAGGAAUAGCUGAGCCGUGUUGUAACUUUGAUCGUAGAAAUCGUGAGUCGGGACUGGCCUGGGUUUCUCAGAAGACACGUCCUAGAAUGGCCAAUCUCAAGUCAGGAUUCAUGGGCUUGGAUCGGCCCAGUUCAAUGCCAAAAACCAAACACUUGACCAUCGACGAUCCUCGAUGCAUUCAGGUGUCCGAAGAUCCUGGGUUUUAUUAUAAAAAUCAUCCAUUGUGGAUUGGCCUAGAGUCCUUUCGGUUUGAGAUGCUCAGAAUGGACUACGGAAUGCAUUGGAUAAACUGCUCUGCAUCAACACCUUUAGCGGCCCAUAUCUACAACGCUGUACGACAAGCCUCAUUUCUAGAUUUUAAAUGGAGAUCCUGGACCGUUUCAUCGCCAUACAUCUUGGACAACUCUUUCGAGGAUCACUUCCGACGAAGAAAGAGGAGAUUGAGAACCGUCUUCUCAUCUUUCUGGGGGCACCAGCGAAAGCAUUUGCUAAGGACACCCGUGAAUUAA